AUGACGACAUCGUGGUUUGAGAGCGCUGACCUCGUCAGUCGAUUCAAGGAGUUGCACUCAUCUAACCCAAAUGCAGGAUCGCCUUCCACGCUCAGCGCCAAUGCAAUCCCAGCGGUGGUGAAGGCUCGCCUCGCCAAAGCUGGCCUGGCUUUCCAAACCUUGUCCCCACUGCUCCAGCAAGCUGUGUUGUGGGACAUGGGGCUGAUUGUGGGCGACGUCAACGGCGUGGACACACUAAUGCAGGUUCUUGUGGGUGCGAACACCACAAUGUCCUCGAUUGCGUACACGUUUGCCGAGUUCUCGGCGUCCCCAGCAGGCAAAGGAUUGGAGCAAACAUCGUGUGCGUUCAAUGGAGGCACGCCGUUUCUUCGGCAAAAGAUCAUGGCUGGGCUGGCGCUUUUGCCGUCGUUGAAGUGCGCCGUGGAGCUGGUGAGCGUCGAUGGUCAGUCGGCACUCUUGGCCCAAGAUGCCACCAACGCCGCUACCUUCGUCCCCGAGCCACGACUGUACAAACACCAAGACGCGACCCAAGGAUGGACGAUGCCGGCAAUCCACUUUUUACCGCGCAUUGCCCAAGGCAAGCCCAUGGAAGCUCCGUGGGGCGAAUGCCCUAAGAACGCCGACCACCAAGCGUUGAUCAUUCCUUGUGAGCCCAAGUUCUUUCGAGCAGAGUCGGCCAACACGUUCCUACCACUUCCGAGCCCAGUCAUGACAGCAUGGCUAGAAGAGUUUAAAGCCGCCAACCCCCACAUCGUCUCUACCCAUACAUUGCCCCCUCCAUCAUCAACUCCGAACGUGGCCUUGAUUGUCUGUGUGGUCGCCUCAGGUCUCAUCGCAGCCCUCUUGAUCUAUUUGCUAUGUCGGCGGCAUCGUUGUCACCGCGAUCUUGAAACCACUUGCAGCAACACCACCACCCUGAACGACGGGAUAGCUGGUGGCGGAGAAGGAGCUUACAACCCCCCCUCCACUUCCCUCAACCCCCACAGGUGCGGCUCAUCAACCGUCAAAUCCGGCCCUAGCACCACCGCCAACACUGACGACUAUCACCACCGCCACCACACGUCGUCGCUAGGAGGGAUCAACUUGUACGCCAUCUCCCUGUAUCGCAUUGAAGAAGCCGACGUGUUCAUCCAUCGACCGCUGGGAUCGGGGGCGUUUGCAGACGUCAUGCUCGGCGACUACAAAGGUCGAGAGGUAGCCGUGAAGCGGCUGCUGCCCGGCCGGGCGACGGUUCGCGAAGUGCAAGCCCUGGUGGAUGAAAUCACGCUCUUGGCGGGGUUCUCGUCGCCUUACAUUGUCGAAUUUGUGGGGGCGACGUGGGACAAACCCAUCGACUUGGCGUGUGUGUUGGAGUUUAUGGACCUGGGCGACCUGCGCCACUACUUGAGCCAUCAAAGACCCAGGGAGUUUCUGUGGCAGGACAAAUUGGCGUGCAUACACAAUAUCGUGGAAGGGUUGGUGUACCUACAUUCGUUCCCAAUCAUCCACCGCGACUUGAAGUCUCGAAACAUCCUUCUCGACUCGACCAAGGGCACAAAGCUCACGGAUUUUGGAGUGUCGAGGGAACAAAGCCAAGAAACCAUGACCAACGGCGUCGGGACGGGCAGAUGGAUGGCCCCGGAGAUCCUCAAGUACAACCACUACUCGGUGGCCGCCGAUAUCUUUUCAUUCGGCAUGAUCUUGUCCGAACUGUCGACCCACCAGUUGCCGUACACGGAUCGGUUGAAUCCGUACGACGGCAAGCCGUUGAUUGACACGGCGGUGAUGGCCAUGGUCAUCUCGGACGAGAUUAAACCCACGUUUGCACCCGACAUGCCCAUGUUUUUAAAAGACAUGGCCAUGCACUGUAUCGCACACGAAGCCACAGAACGUCCCACGGCCGCCGUCUUGUCGUACACCCUUCGACAGCACAUGACGGGGACAAUAGAAGAAGAAACAUCGUAGUGUGUGUGUGAGGCUUGAUAGUACAAAUACUCAGUAAUUGUACUGUAGGACGACUUUAUCCAAAUCAAUAAUGUCG
This is a messenger RNA of Aphanomyces astaci, 2020 nucleotides long. Its product is annotated as TKL protein kinase. The transcript has 2 exons. Bases 1 to 1944 code for a protein of 647 amino acids. NCBI's taxonomy places the organism in Eukaryota, Oomycota, Saprolegniomycetes, Saprolegniales, Verrucalvaceae. Gene Ontology annotation, molecular function: protein kinase activity; ATP binding. The record is from RefSeq and is a predicted model, not a curated record. Gene Ontology annotation, biological process: protein phosphorylation.